AUGAUUAUUGUUGUAACGUUAUUCCUAGACUUAUUGAUCGUUAACAUAUUAAAUUACGAAUAUCCCGGGAUAUAUGCUUAUCCGUUGAAUCAUCCUGAAAAUGAUUGGAUAUCGGUUCAUCGUCAUUUGAAUGCACCAGAUAUUAUUCAUUUUACUAAAUGCUCAUCACCAAUAACAAUAUGCUCAACAAUUCCCGAUUCAUCAAUUGUUCCUAAUCAAGAUCUUGGAACAAUUACACGACAACAAUGUUCAUGUCAAUGUAAACCAGAUGCUGCAGCAUUUUUACCUUCUACUCGAAGUUGUAUCAAUAAACUUGGUAAAUUUUCAUAA
This is a messenger RNA of Loa loa (African eye worm), 330 nucleotides long. RefSeq lists its product as hypothetical. The transcript has a single exon. NCBI's taxonomy places the organism in Eukaryota, Metazoa, Nematoda, Chromadorea, Rhabditida, Onchocercidae. The coding region runs from base 1 to 330 and encodes 109 amino acids. The record is from RefSeq and is a predicted model, not a curated record.